Messenger RNA from Durusdinium trenchii, 615 nucleotides. NCBI's taxonomy places the organism in Eukaryota, Dinophyceae, Suessiales, Symbiodiniaceae. The record is from the annotation of a GenBank genome assembly.
UGGAAAAUGAGUCCGUUUUAGAACGGAUAUCAAAUUUCCAAUGCGCACCGCUUGUGGCCAUGCGACUCAACAGUUUGCUUGGUUUGGGCCUGGCCAAAGCAGACAAGGAACCCAAGAGACAGAAACGGUCCGUCUAGAGGGAGUCAGAAUACGAGAUGGAACGGCCGAAGGAUGUGUUGGACUCUCUGGGCCUGGGCACCAAGGCUCCUCAGGCCCCAAAGAAAGAUCCAGGUGCGAAAUGCUCCCCCGACGAGGAGAUGAGGCGUUGGCUGCAAGAUGAGGUGGCCCCUGAAGAGGGAAAAGCAGAUGGUGUUGAACCUGCUCAUUCUUCUGAGCAGACGCCAGAGAGGCUUCCUGAGUGGCAGCUGGCCUUUGCAAAGGCAAAGGAUAGGUGGGACAGCACCGGCGAGCGGUGUUUUUACCACCACUCUGAGAACAACCUCUAUUUUGAGUGGGAUCAAGGUGCUGGGUUGCUCUUCCAGUAUUUCGUGGAGGAGGUUGCAUCGAACCAGCGGCUCCCAGAGAGGGCGCCCAUAUGGUCGGCGGAGUGUCCUGAGACCCAUGCGGAGGUGUGGGAGGUGUUACCGCUGCCGCCCACGGAUCCGAACGCCCAGG